AUGUCUGUAUCACUAGCGGACCCGUAUCGAGGCUUUGCGAUCAACUUUCCUCAUGCUGACAAGCCUGAUGAUCAUGAUCUGAUUGCCUACGAUGCUCGAAACAAGUUGGACGGGCUUUCUUUCCACUCCGACAGCUCUCAUCCUCCCUAUGGCCCACGCCAUCAUGCGGUGGCACCCCUGCUGCCUCAUCCUGCGCCACAGACCAACGGCUAUCAUGACCCGCAGUCAAGCUAUGUCCACUCACAUCAAAUGCUCCCACCUCCAUCGCACUACGGUUACGAACUCACGCCUCCCCAUGAUACUGGGAAGCGAAAGCGCUCUGGAUCUAACGGCGAAGCAGACGAUAAUCGACACAUGGACCACACUUAUGAAUCUCGAGAGCCCCUCCCAGCGCUGUCUAUUGAUGGCUCGACUGUUACCGAUCAAUCAGAUAGUGGAUUGUUCACCAGCCACUCCGACCCUUCUACAUCGCUCCCGGCCUCGGCACAUGGAUACGCACCUCCAAUUUCUCUUCCAGUUCCACAUCAGCAUCACCACCACCGACUUCCCGCCCAGCUACUGAGUGCUCAUGAUACGUCGCCUACAGCAUCCGGUGGUCCUCCAAGUGUACUAUCACGACUUCAACGCGCAAUGAGCGACUACGAGCAUGACAAGUGGCGGAUUAUUGCUGGGAAGGUCGGAAAUGGGUUUACACCAGCGGCAUGUCGUGAGCGAGCUGCACAUCUCCAGCCGUAUGAGUCAGUGGAGGGGUUGAGGCAGGGCCACGAUAUUCAUAGGGCUCGGGAUUCUCAGGAUGUCGAUGCCCACGCGUCGAUUCAUAGUGAUGAUACUCUAUGA
Molecule: messenger RNA, 837 nt
Organism: Penicillium subrubescens
Lineage: Eukaryota; Fungi; Ascomycota; Eurotiomycetes; Eurotiales; Aspergillaceae
Exons: 2
Coding region: 1-837 (278 amino acids)
Source: RefSeq, a predicted model, not a curated record